Malurus melanocephalus (red-backed fairy wren) is the source of this 5417-nucleotide messenger RNA. It is a transcript of the gene CPT1A, whose product is annotated as carnitine palmitoyltransferase 1A. Gene Ontology annotation, molecular function: carnitine O-palmitoyltransferase activity. The transcript is spliced from 20 exons. Gene Ontology annotation, cellular component: mitochondrion. The coding region runs from base 180 to 2492 and encodes 770 amino acids. The record is from RefSeq and is a predicted model, not a curated record. Gene Ontology annotation, biological process: carnitine metabolic process; fatty acid metabolic process. Lineage: Eukaryota; Metazoa; Chordata; Aves; Passeriformes; Maluridae.
GCCGCCGUCCCAUCGCUGCUUCCGAGCGGCCGCCGCGGCACACGGCCCGCCCGCCCGGCCCGCUCGCCGCCCGUCGGUGUCUGCAGCUGUUGUGUUUAGAAGAAGUGCCUUAAUUAACCUUCUGGACACUCACAUUGAAGUGCAAGCGUAGCCUGUAAGGAAAAGAAGUCUCUCUGAAAAUGGCGGAAGCUCACCAGGCAGUAGCUUUUCAAUUCACAGUAACUCCCGAUGGGAUUGACCUGCGCAUGAGCCAUGAGGCUCUCAAACAGAUUUACCUGUCUGGUGUCUAUUCAUGGAAGAAGAAGUUCAUCAGAUUCAAGAAYGGAAUUAUCACCGGCGUUUAUCCUGCCAGCCCAUCUAGCUGGCUUAUUGUAGUUGUGGGUGUGAUGUCAACAAUGUAUGCCAAAAUCGAUCCUUCCUUAGGAAUAAUCGCUAAAAUCAACAGAACACUUGAUACAACUGGCUACAUGUCAAACCAAACACAGAACAUCGUGAGUGGAGUACUUUUUGGCACAGGGCUUUGGGUUGCCCUUAUCGUCACAAUGCGCUAUUCCCUGAAAAUGCUGCUCUCCUACCACGGCUGGAUGUUCUCUGAGCACGGCAAGAUUACUGCUGGCACUAAGCUGUGGAUGGCCCUUGUAAAACUCUUCUCAGGACGUAAACCCAUGUUAUACAGUUUCCAGACAUCUUUACCACGAUUGCCAGUUCCAGCUGUUAAAGAUACAGUUAACAGGUACCUGGAGUCAGUUCGGCCACUAAUGGAUGAUGAAAAGUUCAAAAGGAUGGAGGGUCUUGCCAAAGAUUUUGCAUUUAAUUUGGGACCAAGGCUUCAGUGGUAUUUGAAGCUAAAAUCCUGGUGGGCCACCAAUUAUGUUAGUGAUUGGUGGGAAGAAUAUAUCUACCUUAGAGGACGUGGACCAAUUAUGGUUAAUAGUAACUAUUUUGCAAUGGACUUCCUUUCUUUACAACCCACAACCCUGCAGGCAGCUAGAGCUGGUAAUGUAAUCCAUGCYGUCCUGCUCUAUCGAAAAAAACUGGACAGACAAGAAAUCAAGCCAAUUCUUCUGUUGGGAUCUACUGUUCCACUCUGUUCAGCUCAGUGGGAAAGGAUGUUUAACACUUCCCGGAUCCCAGGAGAGGAAUCAGACACCCUCCAGCACGUGAAGGACAGCAAACACAUCGUGGUCUAUCACAAGGGCCGGUACUUCAAAGUGUGGCUGUACCAUGAUGGCAGAUUGUUGAGACCCCGAGAAAUUGAGCAGCAGAUACAGAGAAUUCUGGAUGACGAUUCAGAACCUCAGCCUGGUGAGGAGAAACUUGCAGCUCUUACUGCAGGAGACAGAGUACCAUGGGCUAGGGCUCGUCAGGCGUAUUUUAGCCGUGGAAAGAACAAACAGUCCCUAGAUGCUGUUGAAAAAGCAGCAUUUUUUGUGACAUUGGAUGACAUCGAGCAAGGCUACAGGAAAGAAGAUCCAGUGACGUCACURGAUGCAUAUGCAAAAUCAUUAAUACAUGGCAGAUGCUACGACAGGUGGUUCGAUAAGACGUUCACUCUUGUAAUAUUCAAAAAUGGCAAAAUGGGUCUGAACGCAGAGCACUCGUGGGCAGAUGCCCCUAUUGUUGGACACCUGUGGGAGAAUGUGAUGGCAACGGAGUAUCUUGAGCUGGGCUAUUCAGUGGAUGGACACUGCAAAGGAGAGACCAAUCCAAAUAUUCCUAUUCCUACCAAACUGCAGUGGGACAUUCCAGAAGAAUGCCAAGAAGUGAUUGAGAAGUCUCUGAGCACUGCCAUAGCUCUAGCAGACGAUGUGGACUUCCAUUCAUUUUAUUUUGAUACUUUUGGGAAAGGACUAAUAAARAAAGCAAAAACCAGCCCUGAUGCCUUUGUGCAACUUGCCCUGCAGCUCGCUCACUAUCGGGACAUGGGAAAAUUUUCCUUAACWUAUGAAGCGUCGAUGACGCGCCUGUUCCGAGAAGGCCGGACGGAAACGGUUCGUUCRUGCACGGUUGAGUCCUGUCGCUUUGUUCAAGCCAUGGCAGACCCAGCUGAAAGUAGUGAAAACAAGCUGAAGUUCUUUCGGCAGGCAGCUGCCAAACACCAGCUCUUGUAUCGCCUUGCCAUGACUGGGGCUGGCAUCGACCGACACCUCUUCUGCCUUUAUGUUGUGUCCAAGUACCUCGCUGUAGAUUCUCCUUUCCUCAAGGAAGUUUUGUCAGAACCUUGGAGGCUGUCAACGAGUCAGACACCGCAGCAACUCAUUGAUCUGAAGAAGAACCCUGAGAUGUUAGCCUCUGGUGGAGGGUUUGGACCGGUGGCUGAUGAUGGUUAUGGUGUUUCUUACAUUAUCUUGGGUGAAAAUUCCAUCCACUUCCACGUCUCCAGCAAAGUAUCUUGUUCUGAGACGGAUUCUCAUCGCUUUGGAAAGAACAUCCAGAAAGCAAUGGUUGACAUCAUGGGUUUAUUUAACCCCACUAAAAACUGCACAAAGUGACCUGAUUUYUUGGUGCCAAGAAACCUCCUGGUGAUGGGGUGAGAGCUCUUCUGCACAGUGAACAAGAGCAAGGUUUGUCAAASAGUAGCUGGAGAAGAAACUGAGUCAACACCUUCUUGAUCACCUAUUAAAACCUUAGCAGUACAUUAAAUGCAUCUUUUUUGUUGUGGUUUUUGUUUUGUUUUGUUUUUUAUUUUUUUGGUCAGUAGUGUGGAAGAGCUUAUUUCAACAAAGGAUGACCUUUAAAAUCUUGUAUGUUUCUAGGGAAGAAGCAUAGUAUCAUUGCAUGAGGUCAUGUAUAUUCUAACUUCUGCAGUUUUUCUCUUAAUUUAUAUACACUUGCUCUUUUUUUUUUUUUACUUUAAAUUAGUUUACUUGUUUCCAGAAUCAAAGGGAUAAAACACACCGAGCUAAAUACUAGAAAAAGUUCGAUUUGCUGUGUAUUAAUAGCAGAAUGUUCUUCAGUGUAUCUGCUGCUUUAUGUAAAUGAGUGACAAAACUUGUGGCUGCUUGCCUUGUCUGGUUUCUUUUUAGAGGUAAAUUCUGUAAAACAUACCAAAAAAAAAUCCCUGCUGUAACCCACCUUAACAUACUAAGCUGCCGAAAUUUUAUGCGUUUAAAAAAAAAAAAAAAAAAAAAAAAAAAAAAGAAAAAAGAAACCAAACCAUUGGAUAGUAAAAUGUGUCCCCUCCUUAGCAGGUAUAACAUUUUUCUUACUGCUUACGAGCACGUUUGUGACAUUGAUUUCAUUUCUGUAUCAAUAAACGGACCUGUGUGCUUGUUCAUGCAAGUGCCUUAGGAAAAUGAAGAUCCUUAACCCAGGAAAAGGGCAUGUGCUGGGAGUCAUUUCAGUGGUGAAGGAGGUGAUGUUGCAGUGCUGCAGAUCUGAUUUUCAGAGUGCAGCCUGGGGUGAGGUGGAUAAGCAGAUGUGAAUGUGUUGCCAAGUGGGGCAGUGGGUUUAACGCUCUGGUGAAAUGAUCCAGUCUCACACGGCGAAGGUCAGUCCUUACCAAGCACAGGACUAACCUCGUGUAAGGGUCACAGAUUUACAGACACCCAUGUGUUUGCUUUGGUGAAUGGAAUCAGUGGCCACUUGAGUUUCUGGGUCCUGGGAGACAUUAAUUGAGUUGGCUGCAGCGUGUUGGGAAUCCUGCUGAGCGAGGCUGCCGGUGCGGGCUGAUCAAUCGUGGUUUGAUCGAUCGUGGUUUGAUCGAUUGUGGUUUGAUCAAUCUGUUUUUGAUUGAUCGUGGUUUGAUCGAUUGUGGUUUGAUCAAUCUGUUUUUGAUUGAUCAUGGUUUGAUCAAUCAUGGUUUGAUCAAUUGUAGUUUGAUCAAUCGCAGUUUGAUCAAUCUCCUUUUGAUCGAUCGCAGUGCCACCAUUUUAAAAUUUUUAUUGUUUCAAAUAAGGUACCUACAUGAUGGUUACUGAUACAGUGAAUGAUGCUUCUGAGCUGUGCUGAGUUUAAAAGACCCUUGGGGUGGAUAUAAAGCUUCCCAUUAGACUUUGAAUGUUUUCUGGCCAGUAUUUCUUACUUUCUAUGCCUCUUCAUGUUUAUUUUUAGUGUGAUCUAGUUAUUAAAAUGCCUGUGUAUGUAUGUUUGAGGUGGGAACCUUCAAAAAUCUGAGCUGCACACUUAAGCCACUGCAUGCUUACAUAAAUGUACGAAUCCUCACAGGAAUGGAUCAAAGGCACUCGUGAUUUGAUUAGGGUACACAUGUGGGAAAGGGCACAUGGAAAUAAGCCUUACUGCAUCUGCCAGGCCUGGCACUUAUCAAGCUACUGCAACAAUUUUAUAGCAAUCUAUUUUUCCAGCUGCAGAAAAAAUGCACUGGGGUUUUUUGGGGUUUGUUUUUGGURUUGGGUUGUUUUUUUUAAUUGACCACUGACCAGUCUGUGUUUAAAUUAACAAAGGGCAUAUUAGCUUGUAGGAUUUUCUUUUAAGAAAGAGGUUUAGAUUUGACUCUCAGGUCUUUGGUGUUUCCAGUCUAAUUGUAGUUAGUGCAGUUAUCAAUGCAAUUUUACAUUCUUGGAGAGUAAGUGUAAUUGGCACAGAAAGCUGGUUUAUAUUGUAAAUGUUCAAAACAUUUUGUGGUGUUAAAUGUGUCUUUAAAAAUUUUGGAAUAGAUAUAAUACCUAAACAGAUAAUAUUUUAUUUCUUUUUCUUUAAAAUGUCAGCAGCAUGUAAAUAAAAUAUGCUUUUUGGAUGUAAAUCUUAGAAAUCCACAGUGAAUGUAGGUUAUUAAUAAAUAAUUUAAAUCUUGAUGUUCAAUAUUGUGUACAUACAGUAAAACUGCUUGGGUUUCUUUUGCUCAAAGCCAUAGGAAUGUAACUGAAAUGACCUAGAUUUGAAUGAACCUUCUAGUACAGUGUAUUUUAUUGUAAAGUAAAAUGUUCAUAUUCCAGUAAAACUGCUAAUUUGAUACUAAAACUUUGAAUCAUUAAUUCUUAAUUAGUGAUUUAGGAGAUUAGAUGUAGGGUUGAGGAGGUGGUUAAAAGUCAGGUGGGAUGAUAAUAAUUUUUUCUGUUUAUUAAAUAGGAGUGUGGAAUUGGUGGAAUAUACCUCGAAUGAGCAUAUUUUGAAUUUCUUAUUUCAGCUAUUUAAUGGCACAAAUUAGAAAAACAUUGUGUCCAUUUAUAGGGUACCAUUGUUCAGGAUUAAUACCAUUCCCAGCUGAAUAUUCUUUUGAGUCUUUUGAGAGACUAGGGAAGUGUGUGCCUGACCUUGAAAAUCAUAAUUCUAGUUCACCCUUUGUACCAAUUGUUUUCUCAUGUAAAGUAUAUUAAUUUAAGCUAGCGUAUUUUUUUUUUAUCUUGUUUAGUUACUUUAAAUCUAUUGUUGGUUAUUUAUAUCCAACACUUUGUCUCUAUUUUCUACUUUCUUCUGUGACUUUAAAAAAAUGAAAUAAAAUUUCACAAUUACCACUA